Penicillium riverlandense is the source of this 1662-nucleotide messenger RNA. RefSeq names its product GMP synthase (glutamine-hydrolyzing) (gene gua1). The record is from RefSeq and is a predicted model, not a curated record. The transcript is spliced from 3 exons. Bases 1 to 1662 code for a protein of 553 amino acids. Gene Ontology annotation, biological process: GMP biosynthetic process. Gene Ontology annotation, molecular function: ATP binding; GMP synthase activity; GMP synthase (glutamine-hydrolyzing) activity. Gene Ontology annotation, cellular component: cytosol. Lineage: Eukaryota; Fungi; Ascomycota; Eurotiomycetes; Eurotiales; Aspergillaceae.
AUGGCUUCCAUCACUGAGGUUAUCCCCCACAAUGCCUUCGACACCAUCCUGGUGCUGGACAAUGGGUCGCAAUACACCCACCUGAUUACCCGCCGGCUGCGCGAGAUCAACGUCUACUCCGAGAUGCUUCCGUGCACGCAGAAGCUGUCCGAUCUGGGCUGGAACCCCAAGGGAAUCAUUCUCUCCGGUAGUCCCUACUCGGUGUACGAGAAAGACGCCCCGCACAUCGAUCCCGCCUUUUUCGAUCUCGGUGUCCCCAUUCUGGGCAUCUGCUACGGUCUCCAGGAGAUUGCCCACCGUCUGCAUGCGGACAAUGUCGUUGCCGGCACCGCUCGGGAGUACGGCCAUGCCGAUCUGAAGGCUACCCGCUUCGGUGGACAUGUGGAUAAAUUGUUCGAGGGUCUGGAGGAUGCGAUGACCGUGUGGAUGUCGCAUGGUGAUAAGCUGUCCAAUCUGCCUGAGGGAUUCCAUACCAUUGGUACCACUCAGAACUCGGAGUAUGCUGCCAUUGCGCACAAGACGGAGCCUGUGUAUGGCAUCCAGUUCCACCCGGAGGUUACUCGUGAGUUCUCCGAUGAUCGAAUAGAGGAGUCUUCUACUGACACUAUUCUAGACACCCCGGAUGGUGGCCGUCUUCUCAAGAACUUCGCUGUUGGGAUCUGCGGUGCCAAGCAGAGCUGGUCGAUGGCCGAGUUCAUCGGUCAAGAGAUCACGCGGAUCCGCAACCUCGUCGGCCCCGAGGGCCAGGUCCUCGGCGCUGUCAGCGGUGGUGUCGACUCUACCGUGGCCGCCAAGCUGAUGACCGAGGCCAUUGGUGAUCGCUUCCACGCCGUCCUCGUCGACAACGGCUGCAUGCGUCUGAACGAGUGCGAGAAAGUCAAGGAGGUUCUGCAGGAGCAGCUUGGCAUUAACCUUACUGUUGUUGAUGCCGGAGAGGAGUUUCUGGCUGGCCUGAAGGGCGUUAACGACCCAGAGAAGAAGCGCAAGUUCAUUGGCGGCAAGUUCAUUGAUGUCUUUGAGGAUGAGGCCAAGAAGGUCGAGGCACAGAAUGCUGGCAAGGUCGAGUGGUUCUUGCAGGGGACGCUGUACCCAGAUGUUAUUGAGAGCAUCUCGUUCAAGGGCCCGUCGCAGACGAUCAAGACCCACCACAACGUGGGCGGCAUCGCCGAGCGCCUGAUGGCUGGCCAUGGUCUGAAGCUGAUCGAGCCCCUUCGCGAGCUAUUCAAGGAUGAGGUGCGUGAGCUGGGUCGCCAGCUCGGCAUCUCCGCCGAGCUAGUUGGCCGACACCCCUUCCCCGGCCCCGGCCUCGCCAUCCGUGUCCUCGGCGAAGUCACCAAAGAAAAGGUCGACAUGGCCCGCAAAGCCGACCACAUUUUCAUCUCGAUGAUCCGCGAAGCCGGCCUGUACGACGACAUUGGCCAGGCUUACGCCGCGCUGGACCCCUCGCGCGCCGUCGGUGUCAUGGGCGACAAGCGCGUCUACGCCAACAUCAUCCUCCUCCGCGCCAUCUCGACCAAGGAUUUCAUGACUGCUAUGCCUUACCCCUUCAGCUAUGAGUUCCUGACCAAGGUGUCGACCCGCAUCGUUAACGAGGUGGAGGGUGUUUGCCGCGUUGCGUAUGACUUCACUAGCAAGCCGCCAGGCACGAUUGAGAUGGAGUAG